This is a messenger RNA of Prorocentrum cordatum, 1659 nucleotides long. NCBI's taxonomy places the organism in Eukaryota, Dinophyceae, Prorocentrales, Prorocentraceae. The record is from the annotation of a GenBank genome assembly.
GGCUGUUUAGGAUCUCCUGCCGCCAGGGCUCCGUGUUUCGCUACAGGCACCCUUUUCAGCUGCGACGUCAGCUCGCAUUACAGCAAAUCAGUUACGAUUUGUUUGCAACGAUUCGUGGCACCUGACAGAUGGAUGAGCUCUGAGGAAGACGAUGCGUCCCAACACGGCUCCCACAUGAGGAAGCGCGCACUAGGACGGCCAGUCGCGGCGAGCACGCCUAGUCGCAGCGAGCGCAAAUUAUGCCAAGGCGCAGUAAACUCGGUUACACUCACGUCACUCAUACGUCUAAUCGAUAACCUAGCGGCGCGCACAAGGAAUAGAGUGAGAAGGAUGGCCGGUGCUUCGUAAAGGGCUCGGGAUAUUCAAACACGUCGUGCUUCAAGGCAGGCCUGCUUCGGAGAAGCUCCCCCUGGGCAGCUGGGAAGGCCGUCCCCUCGCGCCACGCCUUCUGCGCACGGCCGAGGGACAACAACGCAGCAUGUGACGCACUGCUCGGGUCAUGAGCCUUGUAGCAAUCAGUGAAACAGUUGCCCGCUUCAGGGGGGAGGGAGGGGUAGGUGUGGCUAGGGGCGGGGCCCUGGACCUGUGAACAACAACAAAAUGCACUGGCGCUUGGGUGCGGGGCGCGUCGUCUAGCUGGGCCCGCUCAACCUGGUUGCGGAUUAGCCAGUGGCCCCAUCUGCGAUUCACAGGCAGCCGAGCGGAAAACGGCGACGAGCGAUUUGAACUUCCCGACGUGGCCACAGGUAAGCAGCUGUCGCGCUGACUAGCGGGGCAGCAGCGGCCUGCCAGAUCGGCUGGCCGCCCGCCCAAGGACGCAAACACAGUGAGACUCAGGAAACAUCAUUCUAAGGGCUACGUUCUAGCGCGCCAUGAGGAACUGGCAGAAUGGCUACGAUUGGCGCGCCAUCUGUGCGCGCUCUGCUGGGAGACCGCCCGUGCCCAUUGAGGCAUUGCGUGCGGAACAGAAGCACGCGUGUGCGCGUGAUUCCCGGGCGACGCGGCAGGCGGACAGCGCCGUGGGGUAAACCACAAAUGCGGCACCGCCACCGCUACGAGGAAGAUACAGGGGAGGAGGAGGAGGAGGAGGGUGAAAGUGGGGGUCGGGCGCGGGGUCCCGGCAAUGGUGUCUCUAUGGGCCAUGCAUGGGCGAUAAAUCCUCGAUUGGUGUGUUUGGCGGGGGAGCCACUUGAAGCUCCCCGCCUGCACCCACGCGCGGAACUUGAGGGUAAACGAAGCAAGGAGGCGGGGCGCUCGGGGAAGACGACGAAGGCAACGUGCGCUGAGGGCGCAACAAAAAGUUGGGAAAAAAAACGAACGCGGUGAGGUGAGUCUGGUUUCAGCCCCACCGCCGGGCGCUUUCAUCGAUGCACAGGCUCCGCCCGCGCCGGGAGGCGCUGGAAAAACCAGUUACGUGAGCUGAUCCGCUAUAACUCCCCUGGCUAUACUACACUUAGCUCGAUCCCAACAGUUACGACGGUCGGGACCUUUUGCUUGGCGUGUCGCGCCGCCCGCUCCAGGGCCUGGGGCUGGGCGCACCACACGGUGCGGCCACUGGAGCGAGGCCCCGCCGCCGCCGCGGCCCCUCCGCUGGGCGGCCGCUCGGCCCCGCGGCCCCGCCCUCUCGGCCGCAGGCGGCAGGCGGCGGGCGGCGGCGGC